GAGACACAAAGACGGAUCAUCAUUAAGACAUCAUGAAGGCUUCAUGUGUCUCCCUGAUUUUCGGCCUGGCCGCGCUGCAGUUUGGACAGACCGAUUCUGCAGGUCGUUCUGUGAUCCUGGAGUUGCCCAAACUUCCUGUGAUUAGAGGAAGUGAUGUCACUCUUCAGUGUAAAAGCAGCGAUGGCUCCAAACCAACGAUGUUCUUCUUCAGGAACGGGAGCUUCAUUGGACACAGAUCCACGGGAGAGUUUACCAUCAGUGACAUGCAGCAGACCGAUGAAGGCCUCUAUCACUGCUCCGCUGGUUUAUUCUCAUCGUCGGAGAAGACGUGGCUGAGAGUCACAGAUCCUCCUCCUCCGUCUGUGCUCCGGCUGCUCUGCCAUCUAGUGGUCGUCUGUCCAUACAUCAUCUCCACCAUCCUGAUGGUGUGUGUCUACUGUGGCAAGAGGAGAGGAAACAAAGCGGCCGUCUCCAUGGAGAUGGACCCUCGAGCUAACGGUGGACAAAGGCCGUCCGCAGAGCGCGACAACGUCACCGAGCGUGAUUUCUGAACAGGACAUUUCUCAGAUUUCAGGACAUUUCUCAGAUUUCAGGACAUUUCUCAGAUUUCAGGACAUUUCUCAGAUUUCAGGACAUUUCUUGGGUUUUUGGAUGUUAAUUGGAUUUUUGGAAGUUUCUGUGACUUUAAGUUGUUAUUAAGAUUUCAAGACAUUUCUACGUUAAUGUGAUUGUCAUAACUAAACGCUCGAUUUGAAGUCAGAUAACUAAAAUUAUAAGGAUUCAUCCUCUGUGGAUGAUGAAUAUCUGAAGUGUUGAAAGCUCAUAAGAAAGUUGGUAAGAGGUCCUUGAGUCGAGAUCAUUUUGUCAAAAAGCUUUAUCAUGUUUAAUAAAAUGCAAAUGUGUUUUUUUUA
This is a messenger RNA of Plectropomus leopardus (leopard coralgrouper), 911 nucleotides long. Its product is annotated as sialoadhesin-like. The record is from RefSeq and is a predicted model, not a curated record. Gene Ontology annotation, molecular function: transmembrane signaling receptor activity. Gene Ontology annotation, cellular component: external side of plasma membrane. NCBI's taxonomy places the organism in Eukaryota, Metazoa, Chordata, Actinopteri, Perciformes, Serranidae. Gene Ontology annotation, biological process: cell surface receptor signaling pathway; immune response.